UAUUCGCUUUAAACAGAUGAUUAGUUACUUUCUAUAUAUUUUGAAUUCACCUAAAUGCAUCUUAAAUGAGGACGUACAGCCGCCAAAAUCAAAAACCCGGAUAUUGCUGUUUGCAUUUGCACACUAAACAAAACAAUUAGAAAACUGAACAUGGAUACAGUGCUUUCGAAAGGCGUUUUCAGUCAUUUUGGUUUACUGGAAGUUCAGGCAAGGAACCGCUUGAUACGUCCCCAGCAAUCGAGCCGUGUGAAGGAGCUGAAGGCUGAAGUCGCCGCGCUGAAGAUAAAGAGAGAACAACUGAAGGCAGAGAUACAGACACACAAGACUCUUCAGAAACUGAGGCUAUCCGUGGAUAAACAAAGUAUAGACAAAGAAGUGGAGGAAAUGGAGGAAGAGUUUGCAGACACAGAAUUACUGAAGCUUAUGGCCAAACAUUCACAUAUAAAAGAUCUUAUCUACGCCCAUCACCUCCUGGGCGGCUACAACAUCAUCAAGACAAACAAUGAUAAAGCAGUAUGUGUCUCCUUGGCAACAGCCUAUGAGGGCUUCUACUUGGAUACCUACAACCUGGAAAUAGACCUCAGGUCUGUGCUAAGGAUCAGUCAUCACAACAUCCCCCCGUUCAUUCCUCUGAACAGCCUGGCAGAGCAGAGUAACAUACAGACAGACGUUAAAGCUUUUCUUGAACUCCUCAGUCUGCACCUCAACGCAUAUGCUGGACGUAAGCAGCAGCUGAAGCUUGUUAAGGAGCAGUUCAAGUCUGUAGAAGUGAUGGAGAGCAACACAUUGUGUACAUUACUGGUGUUGAUGUUUACUGCAUCCACAAAGAGGACUCCUGUCCUCUGCACAUUGGACUACUCUGACCAUACCAAGAGUCUUCCUACCAGAGUCCUCUUUGAGUGUGAAGAUAGUGAUCUUCCCAACUCUCCAGAGUGGAAGGAACACUGCAGCCUGCUGAUGGAAACACCAGUGCACAAAGCUCUAAUGAUCUUGAGGAAUGUGGGGGAUAUUAUUUAAUCUAUUCUCAAAUAAAGAGACAAAGUAUAAUCUUUUUAUAAUUUUUAUCACAUUGUUCAUAAUAAACAUUUUUCUUGUAAA
Molecule: messenger RNA, 1098 nt
Organism: Cynoglossus semilaevis (tongue sole)
Lineage: Eukaryota; Metazoa; Chordata; Actinopteri; Pleuronectiformes; Cynoglossidae
Gene: cenpo
Product: centromere protein O
Exons: 6
Coding region: 151-1017 (288 amino acids)
Cellular component (GO): Mis6-Sim4 complex; kinetochore
Source: RefSeq, a predicted model, not a curated record